AUGCUACGAAACGCGACAGCGACAAUCCAAGGACGCGCACGCCUUCAAAACAGCGGAAUGACACAAACGUCAUGGGAAUGCCGGCUCGAGGAGGGACAGAAAGCCCUCCCCAGGGUCCACGAAUAUGAGGUGAAGUACAACUACAACUACGAAGAGCAAACAGUUGAGAGCAGCCGAGUAAAAGCUUCAAAUGCGCAGCAUAAAGUGUAUUCAGUGCUUAGCAGACUGGAUGCCUACAAAGACCCAAGCUUUCCACAGAGGCAAGAUUCCACGAAGCCCCCACAAGAUUCCCGUGCAUACACUUGA
This is a messenger RNA of Eimeria necatrix, 306 nucleotides long. RefSeq lists its product as hypothetical. The record is from RefSeq and is a predicted model, not a curated record. The transcript has a single exon. The coding region runs from base 1 to 306 and encodes 101 amino acids. NCBI's taxonomy places the organism in Eukaryota, Apicomplexa, Conoidasida, Eucoccidiorida, Eimeriidae.